Molecule: messenger RNA, 1164 nt
Organism: Salarias fasciatus (jewelled blenny)
Lineage: Eukaryota; Metazoa; Chordata; Actinopteri; Blenniiformes; Blenniidae
Product: zona pellucida sperm-binding protein 3-like
Exons: 10
Coding region: 1-1164 (387 amino acids)
Biological process (GO): binding of sperm to zona pellucida; positive regulation of acrosome reaction; egg coat formation
Cellular component (GO): extracellular matrix
Molecular function (GO): acrosin binding
Source: RefSeq, a predicted model, not a curated record
AUGCAGCACACAGGGUUGGAGACUUCAGGCCAAACCAGCGUCAAGGCGGCGAUCCAGCAGGAAAAACAAUCCUUCGAGGAGCCCUUGACAUGGAAGUUUCCGGAGCUGCCGACUAAAGAGGCGCCUCGGUUACCUCCCAACUUUGAGGUGCAGACUCCAACGGCGGCCAACACCGUCUCCGCCGUAUGUGGGACGAGCUCUGUUCGGGUGGAGGCCAAGAAAGAUCUGCUGGGAAUCGGCAAUCCGGUCAACGGAGCGGACGUCACCCUGGGCGGCUGUCCCGCCACAGGGGAGGACCCCCAGAAUCAGAUCCUGAUCUUUGAGUCGGCGCUGCACGAGUGUGGCAGUCAGCUGCUGGUGUCGGAGGACUCGCUGGUCUACGUCUUCACGCUGCUCUACACUCCCAGUCCUUUAGGAACCAGCCCCAUUGUCCGUUCCAGAGAAGUCUCCAUCAGCAUCGAGUGCCAGUACCAGAGGAAUCAUGAUGUGAGCAGUGGGCUGGUGAACCCAACCUGGGUUCCCUUCAGCGAUAAGAAAACCUCAGAGGAGAGUCUCCACUUCUCACUCACUGUCAUGACUGAUGACUGGAGCUCUCUUCGUCCGUCCGCUCAGUUCCUCCUGGGAGACAUGAUGAAAUUCGAAGCUUCGGUCAAACAAUUUCAUCACGCUCCCCUCAGGGUGUUUGUGGACAGCUGUGUGGCCACCAUGGUCCCGAUCACCGACACGGUCCCUCGAUACAACUUCCUGGCAAACAAAGGGUGUCUGUUUGACGGUCAGCUCACUGGCUCCAGCUCUCAGUUCUUGCCUCGCUCACAGGACGACAAACUGCGGUUUGAGCUGGAGGCCUUCAGGUUCCAGAAUGAGUUCCAUGAUCAGGUGUACAUCACCUGCAGCCUGAGAGCCACAGCAGCGAGCGCAGCCGUCGACGCCUCCAGCAAAGCCUGCUCCUUCUCCAAUGGGUGGAAGGAGGUCAGUGGUCGAAAUCAGGCCUGCUCCUGCUGCGACACGGAGUGCGCUCCAGGGCGCAACGUGGACCCGAUCGGCUCAGUGAAUCGCUGUCAUGAACUCAAACCUGAAUUCGCCCGGUCUGGAGGAGCCGUGAGGCUGAAGCUGCGAGUCGGAUACAAGCUGCCCCGCUCGUCGGACAUCGUCCAUUUCCUGUGA